AUGCUUGAACGAACGGCUGCCGGCCUUGAAACGCGCAGCCUCCAGCGCGCCAUAAGGCAAUCGCACACAACCAAUCGAUCUCGCCAGCUGCGCACCGGCUUCUGGCAGCAUGGCGCCUCCGCAAUCGAGCUCGCCAGCGCCUUGCCCAGCUCGUCGCGAGCUGUCGAUGUCGAGGCCGCGAGCUCAGAUAUAAUCUCCCGUCAGCUGCAGCCGACAUUGGUUGCUUCGGCCUUUAUGCUCGACUUCCUCUAUCCGACUUCGACUCUUCCGCUGCUUCGCCAGAUAUACCCCAAGCUUCCCAGCUCCCAAGCUGGGCAACGGACAGCUGUCGUAACACAGACACGGCCGUACUCUUCAGAGCCUUCCCCGCCCUCGGACGAAGGACAAGACGCAAGCACACGACUCGCCUCGAACACUUCCAAGAACAAUGGGAACAAGUCGGAACUUGAGGAAAUCCAGGAGCUUCUGGAGGCGGAUGGACAUGAGUAUCAAGAUGUCUGGGAUUUAUACUGUGGAAUGGACAAUGACCAGCGACGUCCUGUCCGGGGAUCGGUAGUCGAAUAUCUCUCUAAAUCUCACGGAGUCGUCGAGACAGGGAGAGCAGUUUCCGUCUUUCGACAAAUACCCUCGGAGGAAUGGACAGAGUCACUCUUGACAGCGGGAAUCAUUCUGUUGCUUCGCGCUGGUGAUAUGCCGUCGGCUGUGGAGUACUUCAGAAAGGGACUUAAAGAGACGGGAUUCAGCAAUGGCCUCGAGUAUCUCAUUGCAGACGCCAUGAGCUCGCAAAAGUGGGCAGAAACCCUCCAGGUCUGGAUCACAUACUGCGAGGAACAGCGCAAGAAGUCACCAGGGAGACCGCUCAGCACUGAGCGGCUUCAGCAGCUCGAAACUCUUCCCAACCAAGGAGACCUCUACUUCGCCUUCCGCCAGUAUCUUGUCACAGAAGAAGGCGCCGAAUACUACAAGAAGAUCCAGACCGACGAGGUUUCCAACCUUGCUUUCCGCAUCUUUCGGAGACACUUUGCAAGGAUGGCACUGUGGGAACCCUGCCGUCCGGAGCAAGCUGCCAUCAUCCUCGAAACAUUAAACGAUGCCGAUCUAUACAACGAUUACUUUGUUCGCAUGUUUGAUCGCUGGUACGAGAAACAAGAGGUUCGCGCCACCAUUCAAAAGCUUCCUGUUCUCUACCAGAAGUUCCGAGAGCUCCCUGGUGCCGUACCCGCCAUGCCUGUCUUGCGUGGCAUGUUCAAGAUCAACUUUCCCAAGAACACACCCAGACUUGAGGAGCUGCGCCAGGAUUGGAUCAGAACCAAGGGUGGCCUGAACCAAUGGGGCUACGAGAAAUUCAUGAAGCUGUAUGCUUCACAGGGUGAUGUCCAAAAAACGCGAGACUUGUGGAACCAGUACGCUAAAGAGUUCCCCGAGAUGCUCAAAACCACGCGCGGCUUUAGAAGCCCCCUGAAUGCUUGUGCCCAAGCUGGAGAUCUCCAGGGUGCCUGGGCCGAGCUUGAGAAGAUGACGGAGGAGUACGGGGUGAGACCGGAUAUCGACAGUUGGAACACGGUGCUCAAAGCUCACAUGCGAGUGAGCGACUACGAUGGCGUCAUGAAAUGCUUCGAUGAGAUCUCGCAGAAUUACAAGCCGGAUCCCUUCACUUACGCUCAUGUCAUGGCGAUGAGUGCUAAGAAGGGAGACCUAGACACGACCCUGGAAUUCCUGAGCCGGUCCCAGCAGAUCGGAAUACCCAUCAGCAAGGAGAUGGCACUGGCUCUGGUGGUAGCAUAUUGCCAGAACAACCUCCUCUCCGAGGCAGAGAGCCUGUGUAUCGAACUGACUGAGCGCAAGCUUACUCACUCAGCCAUCUGGAACCAGCUCAUCAACUUCUACGGCGUCGAGGGCAAGAUUGACAAGGUCUACGACCUGCUCCGGCAUAUGCGAGAGUUCAACGUGGAAUGGGACGACGAAACUUAUGGCUUCCUUCUUCAAGCUCUCGUCAAGGUCAACCAGAUCCAUCCCGCCUACUCACUCUUGAAGCGGGCCGAUGAGGAGCAGCUCUUCCUCGUUACGCCGGAGCAUUUCGCCAUCGUCAUGGCGGGAGCCGCGCGCGUUGGCGAGUAUGAACUAGUUGAGAAAAUCCACGUUCGUCUUCAAAAGUCGGAGAUGCCCGUCACCUUUGGAGCUCUCGUUGCGCUCGUCAGCGCCGCUGCCAAGCGGAAGCCUGGAGAGCAACGGACCAAGAAUCUGGCAAAUGAGUUUGUCGAACAUUUCCGCAAGUCUGUGGAAGCGUCCAAGACCGCCGGCCGCCACGCAACUGUCGCCAGCGGCCUCGAUGAUGCGGGCAACAUUAAUCGGCUAAGAGAGGAGAGCCAGCAUGUUGGAAGAGCUAUUGCGCUUCUUGUGGAGCUCCGUGAACUUGGUUCCGCUGAAGAGCUCAUGAGCCUGUUUGCCCAAGUGUUCCCCCAGUACCAGAGCCAGGACCAGUUCCCCCCUACUGUGGUGUCGGCCCUGAUGCUUGCGCACUACAAGGAAGAAAAGUACGACGAGGUCCUGGAGCUUUGGGACAAGGCCUGGGAGCGCAUCCUAGAGUCCAGCAAGAAACCCUCGGGCGAGGGAGUCUUUGCUGGCAGCGAGUAUGACCUCUCUCGCAUUAUGAAUGUCGUCCUGAGGGUGUACAAGGAGAAGGGUGACGCCCAGGGGCUCUCGGACAGCAUUGACAAGGUGGUGGGCGCAGGCUUCAAGCUUACAAGGGCCAUCUGGGCGUUGGCUAUCCGCAACCUGACUGAGCUGGGCAGAUGGGAGCGGGCAAUGUACUGGUGCGAGACCAUGCUCAUGCCAGGCUGGACAGGAUGGAACCCGCAACGAUCCAACAAGGAGAAGCGUCAGCUCCAAAACACGCGUAUCCUCAAGGCGCCCAAGAACGUUGUUUACCGCCUACAGCAGGAUUGGCUCGAGAAGCGCAAGAUGGCAGCGUGGUCCGAAGACAUCUCGCGCCAGGUCUCCAGCGUCGAGGAAAAGUACCCCCGUCUGCACCACGCCUUCACCACCUCUGAGAUCGAGAGCAUGCCUACCACAUAUGUGAUCGACGGCAAGGAGGUGUCUGCCCGUGACCUCGACAAGGUCCUGCAGACCAUGUCCUACCAUGAGCUGAUGAAGGUCAAGGAGGCCCUCCUUAAGGAACUAGCCAAGGAGAAGAAGCGUGAGUCGAGCCUCGGCGUCACGCCCGACCCCAGGAGCCCCACAGACAUACAGGAGUGGAAGAGCAUGCUGCACAACAAGGUCCGACGGUACGCAGCCAUGUGGGCCAAGCGGCGCAGGGAGCAGGCCACGAAGGAGCAGGGCGCAGAUGAGGUUGGCGAGGUCAAGAUCGAGGCCAAGGACCCUAAGCCAGAGACCCCGGACCAGCAGGCCGCCCGCGAGCGGUUCAGCUACUGGAACGACUUCUGGGACCGGUACGAUCAGCGCCCUCACCGUAACAUCCGCCAGAAGAAGACCUUCUCGAAGAAGAACCACCACGGCGCCAAGACGCGCGGAAAGAUGGACAGGAGCAAACCUCCUCCCCUUGCCCGGGAGGUAGUCGAGUAA
Messenger RNA from Fusarium vanettenii 77-13-4, 3582 nucleotides. RefSeq lists its product as uncharacterized. Lineage: Eukaryota; Fungi; Ascomycota; Sordariomycetes; Hypocreales; Nectriaceae. Bases 1 to 3582 code for a protein of 1193 amino acids. The transcript has a single exon. The record is from RefSeq and is a predicted model, not a curated record. Gene Ontology annotation, molecular function: protein binding.